AUGCUGUCAAUGUCCGUUAUGUUGCUGAUGUUGGUGGGCGAAAUGAAGUUUGCUAUGGAAAGCGUGCCGGGUCAGCGAGGGUCAUUCAGCGAUGUGCCAUUACUUGGAAUAUACUACAUGAGCUUGAUCUUCAUCAUUAGCAUAGCCACAUGCACAUCGAGUAUUUUCGUUCAUUUGGAAAAGUAUGCGCUCCGAAAUCCAACUUGGCAGGCGGUGCCGUGGUGCCUACAAUGGUUGGCAGCAAAGAAACUCUUCUGCUGUUAUGUACCAAAAGCGUUCCGUUACGGUAAAAAUGAUGUCGUUCGGAACAACAACAUACAGGCUAUUUCUGUUCAAUCCAGUCCUGAACAUGCACUGAUGAAGAAUCUCAUUCCUAAUGAGGUAAACUUCACCGAAGUCAACACCGAUGCUCCUCUUCAUGGCGAGGUUUUACUUGAAGCUCAUCGUUGGUGCCAGCGGGAGAUAACGUAUCAUCGCCUUACUGAGGGAAGUGAUUUCGAUAAAGCAGACGCAGCACAGAGAUCAACAACUGCGUUCGUAUUGGGAGCGAAUUAUCAGACGUCUGGAGACGAUCUCCUUGUGCACUUACCUGUCUCUGAUCGGCAUCAAUAUUACCAUGUUCUUGUAUCCAGAAGUGUGGUAUUGAGCGUAAUUCGCGGCUUAGUUUCAUUUUCGGCACCACAAUAUCCAACCCUCGGAGAGAAACUUGUUGCUGUGAGAGCGCUAUGA
Cooperia oncophora is the source of this 729-nucleotide messenger RNA. The record is from the annotation of a GenBank genome assembly. NCBI's taxonomy places the organism in Eukaryota, Metazoa, Nematoda, Chromadorea, Rhabditida, Trichostrongylidae.